This is a messenger RNA of Bufo bufo (common toad), 2293 nucleotides long. RefSeq names its product transcriptional adaptor 2B (gene TADA2B). The transcript has 2 exons. Gene Ontology annotation, molecular function: transcription coactivator activity; zinc ion binding; chromatin binding. NCBI's taxonomy places the organism in Eukaryota, Metazoa, Chordata, Amphibia, Anura, Bufonidae. Gene Ontology annotation, biological process: chromatin remodeling; regulation of transcription by RNA polymerase II. The coding region runs from base 138 to 1472 and encodes 444 amino acids. Gene Ontology annotation, cellular component: SAGA-type complex; nucleus. The record is from RefSeq and is a predicted model, not a curated record.
GCCACAUCACAGCGCUCUCUUCAUUGCUAAAUAUUCAUAGGCUGAAGGCCAGUGACGUCACAAACACGUAAUCCAGCGACCAAUCCUCGGGGCGCUUUGAGGCCCCGGCCUAUUAGAGACUAGAAGCGCCCAGGCGCAUGCGCAGAAUUGUAAGAUCAGCGGUGGGCGGUACCUCAGCGGUUGAGCCCAACAACAGCUCGGCGGCCAAGAUGGCGGACCUGGGCAAGAAGUACUGCGUCUACUGCCUGGCCGACGUGACAAGCCUGCGUAUCCGCUGCACCGAAUGCCAGGACAUCGAGCUGUGCACGGAGUGUUUCUCGGCGGGGGCAGAGAUUGGUAAUCACCGUCGGUGGCAUGGAUACCAGCUGGUGGACGGCGGUCGCUUUACUCUAUGGGGGCCCGAGGCGGAGGGAGGCUGGACGAGCAGGGAAGAGCAGCUGCUGCUCGAUGCUAUCGAGCAGUUCGGCUUUGGGAACUGGGAGGAUAUGGCUGCCCAUGUGGGUGCAUCCAGGACCCCCCAGGAAGUGAUGGAACACUACGUCAGCAUGUACAUUCAUGGAAACCUUGGCAAGGCAUGCAUCCCAGACAAUAUUCCCAACAGAGUAACCGACCACACGUGUCCUACAGGUGGCCCCCUGUCUCCCAGCCUGACCACUCCAUUACCUCCCUUAGACAUCACUGUGCAGGAGCAGCAGCAGCUGGGGUACAUGCCUCUGCGAGACGACUACGAGAUCGAAUACGAUCAGGACGCUGAAACGCUAAUCAGCGGCCUGUCCGUCAAUUACGACGACGAUGACGUUGAAGUAGAACUUAAAGAAUCUUGCGUGGACAUGUACGUCCGGAAACUGAAAGAGCGGCAAAGGAGGAAGAACAUAGCCCGGGACUAUAACUUGGUACCAGCAUUUUUAGGUAAAGAUAAAAAAGACAAAGAAAAGCCCGCCAAGCGGAAAAUCUCAAAAGAGGAGAAGGAGCUGCGAUUAAAAUUAAGGCCCCUCUAUCAGUUCAUGUCCAGUAAGGAAAUUGAGGACUUCUUUGAGAACAUGCACAAAGAACGAAUGUUGAGGACAAAGCUUCGAGAACUUCAGAGGUACCGGCGAAACGGCAUCACCAAGAUGGAAGAGUCCGCCGAGUACGAAGCUGCCCGUCACAAACGGGAAAAACGGAAAGAGAACAAGAACACCGCGGGCUCCAAAAGAGGAAGGGAAGACGGUAAGGAGGGAGAGUUUGCUGCCAUCGAAAACCUUCAAGGUUUUGAGAUGUUAUCGGACAGGGAGAAGGUUCUUUGCAGCUCCUUGAACUUGAGCCCCACUCGUUACUUGACUGUCAAAACCAUUAUCAUUAAGGACCACCUUCAGAAAAGACAGGGAAUCCCAUCAAAGAGCCGUCUUCCCAGUUACUUAGAUAAAGUCCUAAAGAAAAGGAUUUUAAAUUUCUUGACGGAGAGUGGCUGGAUAUCCAGGGACGCCUCGUGAUGCUGUGUCUCCAAAUGUUGUUGUUUUUUUUUAUAAAAAAAAUAAUCUAUAAUAUAUAUAUAAAAGGACUUGUACAGAGACUGAAGCUUUACUAUACUUGUAUAUAUUUUUAAAUACACAUUGUUUUAUUCGUAUGGUUAUGUAUUUUUCACAUCGUGCAUUAGAAGGAAAGCUGCCGUUCUCUUCCCGUUGCUAAAGAGGUGCUACCUAAUUUAUGAAAACGGCAAAACGGAACUAAAUGGGACACGUGGGGAAUAUAAAUGUGAGGAUCAACAUGCCAAGUACUAGUUAUAGUAGGGUUUACUUUUAUUUAUUGCAACCUUUGCUGUGCAGGAGUGGGAGAGGACAGCAAAUGGAGCGUUAUAUAGUAGAGCUUAUUGCGGAGCGCAAAACAUACGGUCGUGUGCAUGAGCCAAACUCCCUAUUGCUGCAGGGGUUGAACUCAAGCGCACCCCAUGGUGGGACAACUCAUCGCUCCUUUUGCUCGCCCUCGCCAUGAUGUUGCCACCUAACGCUGAAUGACAUCCACGUUGUGACACUGGUAGGGUAUGGCCACACGGGCAGGAUUAUCCGCUGUAGAUUUCACCCUGUGCGUUGCAAAGGGUGCAAUCUGCAGCAUAAAUGAACACACUGCCAAUUUUCUUUUUAACGCAGUAUGCGGAUGUGAUAAUUCUUUAUUUUUUUUUGUUAAUCUCACCCACUUUGCUGCUGCUGUAAAAUGCGGCAGAUUUUCCACAUGCAAUUCCACUGUAAAAAAAAAUCUGCAGCCUUUAUCUGUACACGGGGGUGCACCAGCUAUGUGGCUUUUUGUAUAAGGCACC